Strongylocentrotus purpuratus (purple sea urchin) is the source of this 6837-nucleotide messenger RNA. RefSeq names its product ras-related protein Rab-34. The record is from RefSeq and is a predicted model, not a curated record. Bases 140 to 943 code for a protein of 267 amino acids. NCBI's taxonomy places the organism in Eukaryota, Metazoa, Echinodermata, Echinoidea, Camarodonta, Strongylocentrotidae. Gene Ontology annotation, molecular function: GTPase activity; GTP binding. The transcript has 8 exons.
UGAGUUAUGUCAACAUGGUCAAUGUCUAUGAACGAAGCUGAUUGAAGACUGAAGUAAACUCUCUUUUAUAGAAUUAGAAAGUUGGACCUAAUAUACUGAUGUUUAUCAAACCUAGUUAGAAGUUGCAUCCGAUUCCAAAAUGAGGAUUAGCCAAGUUGCAAGAGAUCGAAAUUUGAUAAAAUUUCCGCAGCCUUAUAAAGAAGAAACACCCUACAAAGAGAGAGAUUUUGAACCAAAAGUUAGAGAUGCUUGUCUUGCCAAUAAGACUGGAACAGUAGGACUUCAGGUAUCCAAGGUGAUAGUUGUUGGAGAUGUGUCGGUCGGCAAGACGUGCCUGGUCAACCGAUUUUGCCACGAGGUUUUCGAUCGUGACUACAAGGCCACCAUAGGAGUGGACUUUGAGGUGGAGAGAUUUGACGUUUUAGGGAUACCAUUCAACCUUCAGCUGUGGGACACGGCAGGGCAGGAGAGGUUCAAAUGUAUAGCAGCUGCCUACUACAGAGGAGCACAUGUUGUUGUGAUCGUGUUUGACAUGAGGGAAUCGUACACGUUAGACCAUGCCAAGAGGUGGUAUCAAGAAUCACUACUCGAGAACAGUCAUGAUCCUCACAUAUUCCUGGUCGGAACCAAGCGAGAUUUAUGUGAAUCACAUGAAGAGGUUCAGAAGGUUGAAGAGGCUGCUAUGGAGGUAGCUAGAGAGAUCAAGGCUGAAUACUGGUCUGUGUCUUCAUUGUCAGGCCAGAACGUGGAAGAAUUUUUCAACCGUCUUGCUGGAAUAACGUUCAAUGCAUCAGUACUGAAAGCCCUGGAUGAUCUUGAGGCCAAGUCAGCUAGUAGGCAGAUCGCCAUCGCACAGAGCAGUGAAAACAGGAUAAAGUUGACACCUGAUGAUAUAGAUGGUGGGCCAGGAUAUAAGAACAAAAAAGCUGGAUGUUGCAACUGAGUUGGUUUCUCUGGGACUUCUUGAAGCAUCGGAACAUGUUAUGAGCCUUAUCGCCCUACAUAGGGAAAAACUAAUCGGACACGAUCAGAUCGGCCUCUUGCUUCGACGGUUUUGCCACUCGGACUCUUUCUGGCUCUACUGACCACCUCUACGUAAGGUUGACAGAGGUCAUUUUUAUGAAAGAGUUUUUUUUGCGUACAAGACGAUUAUUUCUGUCCGCAUGUGGCUCUUGCCAAGUUUCAUACAGGGGCGUUUUCAUGGAUUUUCAUGGCGAAGGACUUAAACAAGUUACUCAAGCAGGGAGAUUUCCACAGACCCCCGUCCACUGUGCGAGUGGUUGCAGAUUUUAGUUUUCUGUGAUGAUGACGAUUCUAUGAGUCAAGUUGCAUGAGUGCUUUUAAUUGUUAUUUAGAACCUUCAGUCAUGCUUAAGUCCUUGUUGUGACAUUAUCAGCCAUUAAAGCAAUAAUUUGACAUAGAAAUGCAUCAAAAUGAUAGGUGGAGGGGUUUACUACCACUGCAUUGUCGUUCUAAUCAAUGCAAACAGGCCCAAUUUCGCUCAGUUCACGUUGUAGGAUUUUGAGAGCAUGCAAUGCAGCGAUGGGCCUUCCUGUUUGCAGGCAAAUGCCUGAAAGUGAUGUCGCUCAUCGUGGCACUUGUUCCGAUUGCGACAAAUCGAAAGCUCCGUACUAAUGCUAAGCUAAGAAGAACACAGAAGUGUUUGGUUCCUCCCCCUAAGACUCACCUAUAAAGCCUCCUUCAGAUUUGAUGCAGUAAACUUAAGCGUAGAACACUUUACACGUCUGUAUCGUAUAACAGAGAGCUACACGUUGGACCCUUGUUGUGCACAAUCGCCAUUCUUUUACACAUAAUGAAAAAAGAAAUGCCCCUUACUGCUUCAUUUCUAAACUAGGCUUAAGAAUCGUGCAUAGAUGUGCUACCUGUGCUGAUGAAAUGUCAAGUCAUCGGAAAGAUCAUUUAAUAUAUUUUCUUGUGGUUUGAGUACAUUAACACCAGUUUUACCAAAUGUCUUGUUAUUGUAACGUCAUGUUUACCAUAAAAAAUAAUUGGGAUACUAAUAUGUCUUUUGUAGCUUUGGUCAUUUGCACAUAGGUAAAAAGCAAAUUAUAUACUUUAUUUGAGAGUGUGCUUUCAUGCCUUGCAUUGAUAUUGUUUCCGCAAUAUUUUACGCUUGAAGAUUUGUCUCAAACUCUUUUUUGGUUGAAUAGGUAAGUUUAGUUUAGUUUGGGUAAAUACUAAAGGGCAUUUAGCUAUUGUACUAGGUGUAGAAGAAAAAAUGUUGACAAUUUUGAUCAUUAAUAACUCAAAAGUUAGAUCUUGUAUCAGACUGAGGUUUGGACAUUGAUAGGUUGAAGGGUGUCAAAUUUAUCUGCGUUAAGUUUGUGAGAUUUCUGUGUACACUCUUCUUCUCAAAACAGUGUUCUGAAUAUUGAAUAAGAUUGUCUUUUUUCUUCAAAUAAUCAAGGCUAUAGAAUAUAUGUGUGUCAGCAAUUAGUUCAGAUCACAAUGAUGCCACUGUGCAUUACACCUGUUAUUUCUGCCACCCUUUUGCUAUCCAUUGUCAUGAAUGAUUAUUAAUAAUAAUAGUAAUAAUAGGCAAUAUGUAGCGCUGUCUAUCUAAACAAUUCUAUUCCGGGACGCAUAAGAAAAAUAGAAAGAUUAAGAGAGUUUGGAUGAAUGUCAUAGUGCGAAGGUAUUGUAAAAAAAAAAAGAGAUUUCAGCUUGGAUUUGAAGGUCUCUAUAUUCAUGACUCUGGGUUCCAAGAGCUACUCUAGAAUUUCAGCUGCCAUGCUCAAUAGCAAUCAUUAUAUUCUGAAAUAAUCACUUGAUACACACACCGAUUUUGAAGCCCUGAUUUUUCACUAAAAAGUGAAAAUCUAAUUAAAUAUUCAAAGCAUUAUUUUAGGAAUAGUAUUCAUAGGAAUUUUUAUCUGACUAAUGAUGCCCCAAAUAAAUUUGACAUCGUACAACUUAACAAUAAGAAAACUUGAUUUUGAUAUGAGUUUAAUAUAGAUUUUCAGUCUUAUUUAACAACAAUUUUUUUCUUUCUUUUUCCUUACACUUUAAUAGUAGUUGAUACAUCGUAUUUGUCAGGUGAUCUACAAGUAUACGUAGGAUCAACUCAGAUGAAAACUUGAAUAGAAUCAAGUCAAAUUGCUAUUGUCAAAACAUUUACAAGAAGGCUUUAAUGUUACAUACAUUCUUUUAGAAAAUUCAGCUUGCUGGUCAAGUUAUCUGCUUUAUUUUUUGUUCACUUUGGGUUUACUUUAUUUUGAAAGUUAUUAGUUUGUACAUAAUUGCACAGUUAGCUUCAGUAGUGAAGUCAUCUUUUGAUCAAAUUGUUUUUUAAUUAUUUUAGUGCUGUGUGUGAAAUUCGAAGAGAAUCUCAAGUACUUUUUGACUCAAAUCGGUCAUGUGCCCAAAGUCAGUGGAAUUUAGUAAAAGGUAUCUAACAAUAAUAAGAUAAUUAAGAUAAUAAAAAAGUUCUUCAAAUUUUGAUACUGCUAGUUAAUUGCCUUUAAUCAUGAGUUCAUCUCAGAUUCAAUUUUUUUCUCUUUACUUUUACCCUCCCUCAUUCUAUGAAAUUCAAAAUAAUUUAUUGCUGUCUAAUCUGAUAUUACGCGAGAGAAAUUCUCUUUAUUAAUCUUGUGCUUCAUCAUUCUUUUGCCAAUUCAAUGUUGCACACGCAUACUUCACUUCAUCUAGAGCUCAAUCAUAACUUUGUUUUCACAAUUUUAUUGUUUUCAAUUUCUUUCAAUUUCUUGUUUUCAAUAAUGUUUAUACUUUCCUUCUUUCAUAAAAUAAUUGUGACAAUAUGAUUUUAUAGAUCAAGUUUAUAUCUGCUCAGAACUUUCAUCUAUCCAGCAGAAUAAAUCGUACUCUUACUAUCAUUUCACAUAGGAGGCGGAAACACAUUGUUCCAACUUUUGAUAUGGGCUAUAGUGUACAUGUAUACUUUUCAUAUACAUAUUAUAUUUUUCUGGACCUUUUAGCUGAAGCUUAAGUGUGCUCAAAAAAUUGUUCCCAUACCAUUCUAUAUCAUUUGCAGUUUUAGUACAGAAAUAAUACUUGAUGGCAGUUUGAAAGGGCAUUUAAACUGUAUUUUCUCAAGUUUUCUUUCUUCAAAUUUACUAGAAUGACAUUUUUUGUUCAUUUUUGUUUGGAUUUUAUAAAGUCAGAACCCAUAUUGAUUGUGUGAUGAAAAACAUACAUACGAUAUUCACCCCUUGAAGUUCUGAUGAAGGUUCAAACUUUUAUCUUUUCAAAUACAUGUACAUCUUUGCUGUAUUCCUUUACUCCAUAUUUUAAUACUUUCUUCAUCACAAAAUUAAAUGAAGACUACCGGUAAUACUUUUAUCCAUUUUCACGUUAAUAGAAUCAGAAAACGUCCACUCUGUGGUGAAGACAUUAACUGUAUCAUUUGGUUCUUUGUACUUUUGCUUUAAGCCUCGGUCACAAAUGCCAUUACGAACUGCUACGAACGCCGUACGAACGAUUUUCAGACAAUGGAAAUUUGGGAAGACAAUGGAAAAACAAUGAUUCGUACGAAAUAAUCGUUCGUACGAACGUUUGUGAUCGUAGCAUUAUAUAUAUAUAUAGAGAGUCUCUGUAAAAUUCAAGAUGGUUUGUUGUGCAUUUACCCCAUUGCCUACUGGAACCUGGUAGUACCUGUAUAAAGCCUUUUAUGAGUGAGAGAAUUCAGUAGUCCACAGAUUAAUAGUCAGGUGCUCAUAUCUCUAUGUAUCAUGUCAGGUAGCUAUUUGACCGUUUACAGGUGCAUAAUAUCUAGUCAUGUUUACCCGUAUAUAGAAUUUAAUGUAAAAGAUGUAAAAAUUGGCAAAUUGCUACCGGUAUAUAUAUUAUUUUUGUGGCUUGUUUAUAAUUGAAAGACCACUUUCCAUCUCCCAACGUUCCCUUGUGGUUCCUCGUUGCGUGAAGAUAUGUUUGUUUUUCCCCUCCGACAUUCUUUUCUGUUUAUUAUUUCAGUUUUAUUCAGCUGCUGCAAGUAAUGGUUCUGGAACUUCUAAUGCUACAUUAUCUCACCUGUCUUGUUAAUGUAUACGGUAUGCAAAAUUGCAAAUGGUUUUGUUUUGUUGGGUUUACGCCAGUUUUUUAAAUUAAGCUAAGUAUGCUCCAUAUUUUUUCUAUUUUCUGAUGAGUGCUCUAGCCAAAAGUAAAGAUAUAGUAUUAUAACCUAGCAUUUCUACAGAAACUCAAUAAAUAUGAUCUUUGUAUUUGUAUGGAGUUGUUUUGAUCAUAGCCAUCGUGGAAAUUGGUUCAAAAUCAAAUACAGGUAGAAUGUAAUGCAUCAAUAUGAAUGCACAACCUCUUUUGAAAAAAAGUGAUGUUGAAACACAAAUGAAGAACAAUGCAAGUUGAUUUUGAACCAAUUAGUAUCACAUUUGUCAUCUUCAGUACUUGUUUUUGCAUUUUAGCAGAUUUCAUUUGUUUGUAGUUUUUAGCAUUCACUACAUGUAGAUUCCAUGAGAAUUUAAAUAUUUUGUCAAAAACUAAAACCCUUAUUAUUCACGAGUCUGUCAAAAUAAUGAGACCAAAUUGAAAGUGGUGUCUGGAAAGGAGAAGAUAAAGCAAAUGAUACGUGGGAAUAUUUUGAUCAUAAAGUGUAAGGGGACCCUUGUUUUUAAAUGUAUGCUCGUAUGUAUCAGCUCAUGUAUCCUAAACGUAUUAUACUACCAGUAUAACCAUUAUCUCCAUGGUAUAACUCUAUACAUUUUACAUCGCUAUAGGAAAAAAUAUAUAGCUUCCAUGUAGCUCCAUAUGAAAUAUAUUCUUGUUAUCUUUCCCUUUGCUGUGUUCUCUUUAUAUUAUUGAAAUAUAUUUAUCCCUUUCAUAUAUGCUCUUCCAUUUUAAGCUGAAAUCAUGUUCAAUUCACUGUUUGCUUUAUUAGUAAUACCGGUAGUUAAAGUUUGGUGACCUUGUUUGAUAGUUUCGAGACGUCAAAAGAUCAUACUUCUCUCUCCUCAGUAACUAUGUGAUUUAUAUAUUUUUUAAGAGUAUAUUUUUUCAUGUUUCUCUUCAUAUUAUGUAAUUUUUAAAGCAAUAUGGUACUUUUUUGUUUUUAAAGAUCCUAAAUGAACGAUAUUACUAUUUAUUAGUAGUAAACAGUAAGGUCAUAAUUCAUUCUAGUAAUCCCACUGGUCUGUAAUAAGUCUUUAUAGAAUGAGCAAUAGAAUAAUUUGCUCUUUUUACAUACUCUCAAGAAUUUUUGAAAUUCUUAAUCACAGUACCAUUUACAUGUAGGUAUAUUUUUCAAGUCUGGAACUAGUAUAAAUAACUAUUGUUCUUUUUGUAACAUUUCAAAUAUAACUACACUUAUCUUUAUUACUAGCACUCUUUGUUAUAAAUUAUCUUACAACUUUUUCUUUCUGAAUGCAAGUACACUAGAGCCCUAUAUCUAUUUUCAACAAGGCUUUCCCACAAAGCAAUAAUUUUGUGUCCUACAUGUUAACCUAUCUUGCAAGUUCUAUUUUUUGCAAGUUAUGAUUUUUAUUCUCUUUUUUGUCCAACGAUUGUUAGCACUUUUAACUUUGAUAACCAUUUCCGCAAUUAGGAUUCACCCAAAAGGAAAAAAAAAAUGCUGCCAGGAUAUCUUUGAAAACACUUGAAUGAAUAUUUGAGUGAGUGAUAAGGAUUUCUUUAUUCUAUUUCAUAAUAAUGCAAGUGUACUUGAUGUUCACUUAUCAUGUGGUCAAUUGAUUUUGUCCUCACGUAGAUGGAAAGAUACACUGGAUAUAGAUCAUAACUUUGUUUUUCUAUUUUUAUCAAUCUUUCUUAUCAGAUUUCAGUCAGGUGCUGUGCAUGUAAUGUCAUUCUACUGCAUUUACUUUCACUAUCGAUCCCUCAUUAAAAACA